UUCCAAAAGUGCGUAAAACUCAUUACUAAUCAAGAUUUUCUUUAACAAGGGUUACCAUGAUUUCUCUUUAGAUGAUGUAUAUAACAAUACCAUUCAUCGUAUAUUUUAUUUUGAAGAUUUCCAUGUGGGUCAGUUUGACUCUUUCUAAAUUUUCCAAAUGUCUCAAAAUGAAAGGCAAUAUUGUUAUUGUUGUUAUGCCAAUUCAGUCCAUUAGGAUUUCUUAAAUCAUUUCCAAAUACGCUUAGAAAUGAGAAAGAUAUGAACAUUUGAUCGAAUUUUGUUUCCAUGGCAGUAAGAAAACUGAUUGCCAUGAUUUACAUCAUACACUCACAACACAUAUAAAGUAAAUCUAUUUAAGAGUUUGUUUUGCUAAAUAAAGAAUUCAGUAGUGUGUAAAUGACGUCAUAAACACACUAAAAAGGCUGCCUAAAUGAUCAGCCAUUUUAGUAAAUUUCAAUCUGCCGAAAUCUUUUUAAAUAGUAGUCCUAUUUUAAAAAUUCUUUCAACGUUAUGAAAGGCUUGUUGGUGACUUUUAUAUAAAAUAAUCGUAUUGUCAGGCAUUGCUUGCACAUAAGUUAUUUCUGAUGAGCUUUAAACAACCAAUUUUGUUAAGUCUAAGAAUAAAAGCAAAUGCUUAUUUACAUUUUUCGUAAACGUAAGGAAAACCACUGUUACAUAGUAUGAAGAUCAAACAGUAACAGUCUGAAGCAUAGAACGCAACCUUCCGAAUAAUCAGAAACCUUGUUUUUGGCCUUUUUGUUUCCAUUACGUGUGUUAGAGAUUCCCCUGGAGGGGAUUACUUUUAUUUACACUGUCCCGUGUCUUUGGAACAUGGUGGGGGUAAGAGUAAGGUUGGGUGCGCACCAUAAACCGGUUUAAGCUCCCCAGUGGUGUUUUUUCCCACUGACCGUUCCAAGGCGGCGUCCCACUGUGUUCCUUUGUUUGUUCGUUUUGUCCUUACGUGUUGGCUUUGUGUGUGUGUACGUGUGUUUGUGGUGUGCACGUCUGCGCGCUGUGGGUUUCGUUUUAGGGAGGCUGUGUUUUUGGUACGUGGCAUUGCCUGUUUGAUAUUUGCCUUUGUUUUUUGGCAGUGAUACAGACAAAGGCAAUUCUGGCAAAACUGUUUUCAUUGACGCUGACGAUCGCUUUACUAGCAUACGGUGAUAACGUCUGUUGCACCGAGGAAAGUUUGAGACCUAUAAUAUUGUCUGAACGUACGACGCAAUUAUCGCGACGGCUACAGAGACGUAUAAACGACUGCUUUACAGGAUGGUGAUAUCGACGGCAAACUUAAAACGUUCUAAACCUGACACUUCGACGGUGACGAAACAGAUAAAUAAAAUGAACGAAUUGAAUGUAAACUCCGGUGAUUACUACGGAGUCUCAUUCAGCUCAUGUCGUUAGUCGUCCGUUGUGCUUUAGACCGACUCGCUAUUUGACGCUUGAUAACGCGACACAACGCGCAACAAUUCGACAUAAUGCUCGGCAUUAAUAUCCCGAAGUCGUGUGAUAUUGUCGCUAGUCAUAUCGUGUGUCGAGCGUCGUGUCGCUUUGUCGUUCGUUGUGUUGCGUGUCGACCGUCUACUCAUCUAGGUCGACGUUCGCCAUGCGAAACGAUGGCUGACAAAAUAAAACGACGCGUGUCACGACGUACGACAAUGCGACACGACGCUGAUUAGGUCCUUUGUGGCCGAGUAUUCUAAUCAUCUGAAGUUGUAUGUUACAAAUCUCGCAUUGGCUGUAGAAUUCUUACUUUCAAGGAAACCUCCUAGCUGGCUGACGGAAGGUUGGUGGUCCUGCCCAGGUGACCACCCGCGAAAGAAGAUAAUGGACUAUAUGCAUUGCCUGGCAAAGAAAAUAAAUUCCGGUGUGACAUUAAACAAAAAUGUAAAACUAUUUAAUGAAAUUACAUGAAUUUAUUCACAAGCACACACAUUUUAUGAAAUUGUUUGCAGCAGCAAUAACGCAGUCAACGUUCAACCUUUACCUAGUUUUCUGUGAAUGGUAAAUCGUCCGUACAUGACCGACACUCUAUAAAUAAAGAAUUUACUUACUUACUUACAUAAACGUGUGUCAACACACUGAUACGCUGAUAUCAAUUUAGGCUUCUACAUUAUUAUCAAGCACGGCGAUUAUCGGUUAUUUAGAUGAGGUUAUUUUAUUUGUGUUAACAUUAUGUGAAUAUUGUAUUUAUACAAUACAUGAAAUAUGGAAUGGGAGAUUAAAAUCCGAGAUGAAAAUGGUGUUGGUCUAGACUUAAUACAGCAUGAAGAGCUAAUCAUGCCAAUGACAUUUCAAGAUUUGGAACCAGAGAAACGACUCCGAAUGAUUCGUGAAUUUAAAUACAUGAAAGGGGAUAUUCUUUUAUGUAGUUAUCCGAAAACAUGUACUCACUGGCUUUCAAACUUGGUAAACUGUCUCACCAUCCCAGGACCGGUUGGAUCUAUGAAGGCUGUAUCGGUAAAGCUAAUGGAUACGAUACCAUUUGAUCAAUGGAUGGAAGUAGAAAACAGAAGAAUCCUUAGUUCCCACUUGAUGAUCAAUCGACUACCCGUCGAACAUUUAAAACAAGGUGGACACAUCAUCAUCAUAACCCGUGACCCUAGGGAUGCAAUGGUUUCAUAUAGGCAUCAUGCACAACAUCUUGAUAUGGUAAACGGACCAAAUUUAUCCUGGAAAUAUUUCAUUGAUACCUGGAUUAACGGAAAAUUGCCCUUUGGUUCUUCUUUUGACUAUUACAAUUCCUGGGAAAAGGCAAUAAAGGAAAACAAGGAUCUCAACGUGCUUAUCGUUCACUAUGAAGAUCUUAAGACGAAUGGUUCAAAGAAUUCAAGACUUCAUUGGCGUUAGUAAUCCAGAGGAGCGCUUAAAGCAAAUUUUAGACAGAUGCACUGUACAGAAAAUGAAAACAGACGUGGACACAGGAAAAGUCAAGACUAUUCUCAAAGAUAAAAGUGGCAAAUCUUUCAUAUACAGAAAAGGUGAAAUUGGUGACUGGAAGAACCAAUUUACAGUGGCUCAGAGCGAGUACUUCGACAAAGUUUUGGAGGAACGGUUUAAAGACAGCAUUUUUAAACUUUGAAUUUCAAAUUUCUUGAAGACGAAAAUGAAGAAGGGAUGCAUACAUGUAUAAAUUUUACAAUGAAAUGAUCGCCAGAUAAUAAUACAAUUGAAAUUGGUUGUUAUGCUGCCAUUGUAAUAAGAAAAGUUCCAGUUCACCAGUCCCUAAUAAGGAAAUGUGCCGCGUGAGCACUGUUUACGUUUUACUUACUAUAGAUACUCACCAUGAACUGCUACCCGAACAAAAUAGAUUUAUUAAUCAUUAUCCUUUCAACUGUUUGUCAGAACAGCAACAUUAAAUUGUUUCAUGUAUAGCAAAAGUAAGAAUUCUUCCUAGUCAAAACUAAUUAUUUUUCAUAAACGCGUUUAUAUUAUAUUCCACAUGAUUAACAUUAGGGAGACGGUUUCGGUUAGAUGACUAAAUUAUCAAAUAAACAAAUUGAUGUUUUCGAGUGGUUUUGUCGCCUAAUUUAAUUUUCAAGUGUGAAUUGAUCCACGAGGGCUUUAGCCCAAGUGCUUUAAUACCCAAUCAUAAUAAGCGAGGAACUAUUGUUAAUCAGGCGAUAAUCCUCAUGAAGUCAUUGAUUGUUCUCAUUCUUUCAUUAUUACAUACCUAUUGAAAUA
Molecule: messenger RNA, 3684 nt
Organism: Mercenaria mercenaria
Lineage: Eukaryota; Metazoa; Mollusca; Bivalvia; Venerida; Veneridae
Product: sulfotransferase 6B1-like
Exons: 6
Coding region: 2209-2850 (213 amino acids)
Biological process (GO): sulfation
Cellular component (GO): cytoplasm
Molecular function (GO): sulfotransferase activity
Source: RefSeq, a predicted model, not a curated record